CCGAUGCGUUCAGAUUGGAAAAGUCCAGCGACUUUUUACGACAACCAGAAACAAAUCCAACAUGGCGCUGCCCAUGCGAAAUGUCAGAUUCAUAUUCCAAAUUUGCAGACGAUAUGGAGUCUCAUCUGCUAAUGCUGUGCGAGUUAGAUUCGCACCGAGUCCCACUGGGAUGAUGCAUUUGGGAGGCCUUAGAACAGCACUGUUUAACUAUUUGUUUGCUAAGUCCAAUAAUGGAUCGUUUCUUCUCCGUAUCGAAGACACCGAUUUGACAAGAAAAGUGCCAGGAGCAGUUGAGAAACUAGAAGACAUCUUAGACUGGGCUGGACUUACUCCUGAUGAAAGUCCAAACAAGGGAGGCCAGUAUGGACCUUAUAUUCAGUCGGAGAGGCUCUCGCUGUAUCAUGACAAUGUGAACACACUUCUUGAGUCGGGCCACUGCUACAGAUGUUUCUGCACAGAGAAGAGACUGUCACUGAUGAAGAAGGAUGCCAUCGCUCGACAAGAGAACCGUAAAUAUGACAACAGAUGUAGAAAUAUGACAGAACAAGAGAUGGAAGAAAAGAUUGCACAGAAAGUUCCAUAUGUUAUACGAUUUAAGUAUGAACCUAUGCGUGAACCUUGGACAGACCUUGUGUAUGGUUUGAUGGUGGAGAAUGUGGACUCUGAAGAAAGCUACAGAGAGGGGGAUUUUGUGGUGAUAAAAUCGGACGGGUAUCCCACAUAUCACUUUGCUAAUGUGGUUGACGAUCACCACAUGAGGAUCUCGCAUGUUCUAAGGGGUGCAUGUUUACAGGAAUGGAGCAUCUCCACCCCAAAGCACCUUCAGAUGUACAAGGCAUUUGGCUGGGAGCCACCCCUCUAUGCUCAUUUACCGCUUAUCCUUAAUCAAGAUGGAACAAAGUUAUCUAAACGACAGGGCGACAUUCAUGUGGAACAUUUUAAGGACCAGGGGCUUGAGCCAGAUGCUCUCCUCAACUACCUGACAACUGUAAACAAGGGAUUCAAAGGGCCAACUGAUGGCAAAACUUUGAAGGAGCUUGUUGCCAUGUUUUCACUUGAACUCGUUAACCGCCAUUCAUCACGAUUACAACCAGAAAAGUUGCCUCCCCUGAACCGGUUACACCUUCAGCGACAGUUUUCUGGUCAGCAGAGACAAAACAUUGUUGACCGGACCAGAGACAUUAUUGAAUCAUAUUUUAAACACAGAUUAACGGACAAGCAUAUUCUGACAGAUCACUAUCUGGAGUCCAUUAUAAAUUGGGCAAUAGCCCAUAGAAUAUCUCGCCUUGAAGAACUAACUGAGUCAAUGAUUGAAUUCAUAUGGGUGCGACCAUCAAAAGACAAAAUACUCACUCUUGCAAAAAAGGACACAAGUUGUGAGAAAGUUAUAAAUGGUGUCAAGAGUUGUUUAGACGCAGUGGAAACAUUCACAGAUGAAGCCAUCAAGAAUGUUCUUAAGAACUUCUGUAAAAGCCAGAAUUUAAAAACUGUGCACUUAAUGAAGAUACUGCGCUCUGCAUUAAGUGAAUCGGAGGAGGGACCCCAUGUGUCAGAGAUGAUGGAGAUACUAGGGAGGCAGGAAACAAACAAGAGACUAGACAUGGCCUUAGAGGUACUGAAGACCUCAAAACAAUCCAGAUGACAGCGCUGGUGUCAAAACUGUUAUGUCAUAGUGUGGAGCCCUUUUUCGACUCGUAACGAUUGACAGGCGUUAGGCCAAGCCAUUCAUCAGGACUGUGAAUAAUUGACACCAAGGCCUUGUCUAAAUAAAAUUCUUACUAAGAUGUUAUUUUGCGACUGAAUGUUCAACUCAGAGCAAAUAAUAGUUUAUUACAAAUGUGUUCCUUAAAAAAGAAUAUAUAAAUGAUUGAUGUAAUAAGUCUUUAACAACUGUAUCUCUCUUAACCCUUUACCACUCAGAAGCAAAAUGAAAAUGGCUUUGUGCAAACAGCAUAAAACCAGAACAGUCUGCGAGUAACUCGCAGCUGAACGAAGCUGUUCAAACUUGAAUCUAGUAAGAAAGGUCUUAAAUUAAAUAAAGGACUAUAAAUGUGUCAAAAUACGUAUCUAAAUGGUAAAGGGUUAAAUUUGUUGUUUGAUGUUUGAUAAGACAUGCUCCAGAUCUUCACUGCUUUGGCAUAAUAGAUACAAGAAUUAUGGGUAUGUUGUCCACUACACAAUGUUGACCUAAGUGAGUUGUGCUGUUGCACUCAAGUACUUGUUGUUGAAAAUUAAAAUAUCAAUAUUAAAAUAUUGUCUAAGCAUUCAAUAUUGUUUAAAGAUUGUAUGAGUAAACUAGAAAUACUACUGAGUCAUAUUAUCUGGAAGUUGGUGCAAAUGCUUAAUUGACUGACAUAUUCAUAGUUGCAUUUUUCUGAUCUGAAACUUAGUAAAAUUGUAAUUGUUUAUAAUACAUUAAAAGAAUAACUAUAAUAUGAAUAAAACUUUGUUAAUA
Dreissena polymorpha is the source of this 2455-nucleotide messenger RNA. RefSeq names its product probable glutamate--tRNA ligase, mitochondrial. Gene Ontology annotation, biological process: glutamyl-tRNA aminoacylation. Bases 62 to 1642 code for a protein of 526 amino acids. Gene Ontology annotation, molecular function: tRNA binding; glutamate-tRNA ligase activity; zinc ion binding. The record is from RefSeq and is a predicted model, not a curated record. Lineage: Eukaryota; Metazoa; Mollusca; Bivalvia; Myida; Dreissenidae. The transcript has 14 exons.